Molecule: messenger RNA, 1530 nt
Organism: Talaromyces atroroseus
Lineage: Eukaryota; Fungi; Ascomycota; Eurotiomycetes; Eurotiales; Trichocomaceae
Exons: 7
Coding region: 1-1530 (509 amino acids)
Biological process (GO): transmembrane transport; nucleobase transport
Cellular component (GO): plasma membrane
Molecular function (GO): nucleobase transmembrane transporter activity
Source: RefSeq, a predicted model, not a curated record
AUGGGACUUCGAACUCGACUGCAAGUUAGUCAAGGUGAUUCCUCGCUGGCGCUGUCCAACAAAGACCUCGAACCUAUACCCCGGGGCUCCCCCAAACGAACAUGGACAUGGCCGUCUCUUCUCGGCUUCUGGAUCGCCGAGGCGUUCAGCAUUAGCAUGUACCAAGUAACCUCCUCUGCUGUAACGAAGGGUCUCAGUCCACCGAUGGCACUGGGAGCCAUGGUUAUCGGACAUGUGCUAGUAUGCAUUCCGGCCAUGUUAGACGCGUAUGUUGGUGCCAUCCAUGGAAUCAACUUUCCCGUAUUCACCCGCAUGAGUUUUGGAAUGAGAGGAAGUUAUUUUGCAGUCUUCGUGCGUGGCAUAGUCGCGGUGAUCUGGUUCGGUACACAGUCGUAUCAAGCAGGCGAAUGUAUAUCAGUGAUGAUCCAAGCCAUCUGGCCAUCCUUCAAGAAUCUUCCAAAUCAUCUGCCGCAGAGUUCACCCGUGACAUCGUCGGAGCUUCUGUGCUUCUUCCUCGCUAUUAUCGCUCAGCUUCCCCUGCUGUAUCUCAAUGUUUCCACUCUACGGUAUUUCUUCCUGGUGAAGACCAUAGUCAUGCCGGUAUUUGGAAUUGUGCUCUUCAGCUGGGCCCUUGCCGCGGCCCACGGAUUUGGUCCCGUAUUCUCGAAGCCAAGUCAUAUCAAGGAUGGAACUCCAGUGGCGGUUGUCUUUCUACAAUGCCUGACAAGCGCAAUCGGUCCGAAAGCAACCCUGGCAUUGAACAUGCCCGAUUUCACUCGAUACGCACGAAGACCCCGUGAAGUCUUCUGGACUCAGGCCGUCGGUCUGAUCAUCCUCGUUUCGUUAUGUGGACUAUUAGGCGCAACGGUCUCGAGUGCUUCGGAGGUGAUCUACGGACAAUUAACCUGGAAUCCACUCCAGGUGGCGCUCCUUUGGAAUAACAGAGCGGCCCAAUUCUUCGCUGCAUUCUGCUGGGCUUUUGCCGCAAUGGGGACGAAUAUUUCGGCAAACAGUGUCUCGUUCUCGAACGAUAUCUCACUGUGGUUCCCGAAAUACAUCGACACGAGACGCGGGGCCUAUAUAUGUGCAUUACUGAGCAUUCUGUCAAUGCCAUGGUACAUACAGCAUUCGGCGGCCUCCUUCUCGGCAUUUCUGGGCGGCUACUCACUCUUCCUUGGUGCGAUCGCUGGCGUAAUUAUCGCGGACUUUUGGAUCUGCCGCCGUCGAAGCAUUAGGAUCCGUUCGUUAUACGAGAUGCAGGGAACGCAUUACUUUACUGCGGGAUUCAACCUGCGGGCUUUUAUCGCCUUCAUCUGUGGGAUAGUGCCAAAUAUGCCCGGCCUAGCGGCGGUGUGUGGGCAAACUGGGAUUCCCAAAGGUGCCUCUUAUCUGUACUCCUUGAGUUGGCUGAUCAAACCCUUCAAGGUGGACGAGGAAGAGGCAGAGUUUCAGUUGCCUAUCGAUGGAGUCGAGGCAGAAAUGGUCAUGAAUGAAGAGAACUCACAUGUGAUUCUGAAAGACAAAUCAUAG